CCCCCCGUGUGUGUGGGAGGAUUGGUACAUUCCAGCCCCAUCUGUUCUCCUUGUUGUGAAAUCGUGAUUGAAACAGAUUGUAGUAAGUCCACUGGGUCGCGAUGGCAACUGAGCAAGUUUUGGUGUUCAGUUAAAGAAAGUCAUAUGGCAGAAGGAAAGGAGAAGAGAAGACAGGAGAGGAAGUUGGAUAGUUUCGUCAAAGAGCGAUACCUAAUGUGAGAAAGAGUGAAGUCGGGUGUUUUUUCGGAGUGAAAACAUGUCCCAGGGAUGUAGAGUUUCUGUGGAGGAGAUCCAGUCUUGGUGGGAAGUCCCCGCCAUCGCGCACUUCUGCUCUCUCUUCAGGACGGCGUUCAACUUACCAGACUUUGAAAUUGAGGAGCUGGAAGAAGCGCUGCUGAAACAGGACGGAGACUUCCUCUCCGAGCUCCUCUGCUGUCUCCUGCAGGGAUGUUACCAGCGAAACGACAUUACGCCUCAGGCUUUCCGCAGCUACCUGGAGGACAUCAUCAACUACCGCUGGGAGCUGGAGGAAGGUAAACCAAACCCUCUGAAGGAGAGCUCUUUUGAGGAGCUCACAGUCCGCACACAGGUGGAGAUCCUGCACAGGCUGUGUGACUACCGCUUAGACGCUGCCGACGUCUUCGACCUGCUUAAGGGGCUGGAGGCAGACAGCUUGCGUGUCGAGCCUCUGGGUCAGGAUGGACACGGUGCCCUUUACUGGUACUUCUACGGCACUCGCCUGUAUAAAGAGGAGCCUGUCAGGAAGAAGUCUCCUGAGCUCGGUGAAAUCCCUGAAGUACGAGUACCUGAGAAAAAAAGGAGGGGAAGACCACCGAAAAAGAAGUAUGGAGAUUCGUCACCAGUUGAGAUUGAAUUUAUAAAGGAUGAAGAGAACGGAGAAGAAGAGACACAACUGAGUAAAGAGCGUGAGCGUGGAAGCUGGUCUCUUGUGUGUGAAAAUGAGGAGCAGUGGACCAGGUUGGCUGAGAGCAUUAAGGACAAAACCUCUCCUCAGGACCGGCACCUGUUUCGCAUCAUUACCCAGAACUUCCUGCCUGAGAUCAGCAGCAUGAUUGAGCACAAGGAGAAAGAGCAGCUGCAGAAACUGUUGAAUCCUCCUGUACGAAACUCUGUGCGGCUUUCCGACAAGCAUGUCGUAAAUAAAGAGGAGGCUGUCUCUGAGGUGGAUCUGAAACAGAGAGAAGAGGACUUGGAAAGGCAGGCUCUACUCGCAGAGCAGCGGCGAGAAGAGGAACGACUCCUCCAAGAGGAGCGAGAGAGAGAGGAGCUGGAGCGGGCCAAAGCAGCUGAAGAGCGAUCGCGGAGAAGAAAGCAGCGCGAGGAGAGGGCGUGGCUGCUGUCUCAGGGGAAGGACUUGCCGGCUGAGCUGCUCCACCUGGAGCCCCACUCGCCCGUCCGCCGCACUCGCCGCACCAGUGAGCUCUACGAUAUCGAUGACGACUAUGCUGCUCUCUACAAAGUGCUGGAGGCUCUGAAGGCUCACAAAGACGCUUGGCCCUUCAUGGAGCCUGUGGAUGAAUCCUAUGCCCCUAACUAUCAUGAGAUUAUUCAGACUCCAAUGGAUCUGUCCACCAUUGAGAAAAAACUAAAUGAAGGAGAGUAUGUUGCCAAGGAUGAGUUCAUAGCCGACGUUAAGCUCAUGUUUGAGAACUGCCUGGAGUACAACGGAGAGGAGAGUGAGUACACGAUAAUGGCCGAGUCCCUGGAGCGGUGCUUCAGCAGAGCCCUUCUAAAACACUUCCCUUCUGAGGACGGGGACACCGACGAGGAGUUCCAUUUGAACAAGGAGGACCGCGACCGCGAGCGCAAGGAAAAGAAGAAGAGUAAGAGCAGUCGGCAAUCAGGGCCCGAGAGCCUGAUCCGGGCCACGGAACAAGUGCAGAAACGCAAAGCAUCCAGCGGGGGUAAAGGAGGCAUCCAGCCCCAGGAGAACGGCUCCAAAUCUGCUCCUGGUCCACCUGGUUUCCAGUUCAGCAACGGGCCCUCACAUCCUCACAACAUGAACACAGGACAGCCUCGCUCUUUGAAUGAUCUACCGCAUGGCAUGUACCAUCCUUCACAACAGUUCCAGCGGCACCCAGGUCCCCCGGGACCAGGAAUGUAUGGCCAAGGUAUGAUGAUGGACCCCCGAUAUCCAUACCCAGGACAGAGACCUUUCAUGGGUAGGGGUCCAGGAGAGCAUGGCCCCCAGCACAUGCCUCAUUAUCCUAUGCAGGGUCCGCCUACCAAUGGUCCACACUUUGGUCCAAGAUACCCAAUGGGGCCUGAUUCUCGUCACCUUCAGCCUCAACACCAACAGCAUUCCUACAUUGGCCCCACUCAUGGCCCAUCACUGGGCCCAAGACCAGUCGCCCUUCAGUCUGGAGGACUGUGUACCACUCCGUCUGAGGGCGACAUGUAUAGACCUCACCAUCACCCUGACGGGCAACCCAUGCACCCCAUGGGAAAUGGCUACCCUAGACCCCUGCACAACUCCUUCACUCCUUAUGGCCCUCCACCCGCUCCUUACGGUUCUUGGCCAGGCUCGAACCAGCAGCAGCCUGGACGACCAAUGAUGCAGGACCAGCCUAUGGGUGUUCAGCACCCAUACGGUCAUGGAAUGAUGCGUCCUUCUCACAAUGCAGGAUAUCCCCCUUCUAACGGCCAAUACAGGAUGUCAGCAGUUAGCUCCCAGGGACCCAUGGCCCACAGACCUCCCAUGACCUCUCAAGAGCCCAGGCCACAUGUGGGAUCAAUGAUGGACAGCCCGGAGAUGAUUGCCCUGCAGCAGCUGUCGGCAUCGUCCUCUUGUCUCAGCGUCGGAGGUUACCAGCCGCCUCCGGCGAGGCAUGCUAAUACCGCAGCAGCUCCUGAAAGCCAGAACUCAAGGUCUGUGGGAGAUAACCAAGGAGCUGACAGAGUCUCCAAAGGUUUAGAGGUAGAGCUGGCAAAUAAACAACAGAGUGAGGAUUCCAACUGCUCAUCUCUUCCUGGUCCAACUAAGGUUCCCGAACAGCCCAAUGGUACCCAGCAGUGCCCUAGUGCCGCAGUGUGGGGUGGUUCACCACAGAAAACAUCAGCAGAGCUUGCACCAACCUUGCUAUCCACACCAAAAAAAGACAGACCACAGCUGGAAGGAGAGAGCACUAGAGAAGGCAAUCCACCCGUACCCCAAAACAGUCCUGUCUCUCAAAGGGAACCCCAGUCUGAAACCCAGUCACAGAAAUGUGAGGAUUCCUCUACACAUCCUUCUAAUGGUCCUGUGAAGAUCACUCAGAAAACCUCAGGUCUGUCUGAACAAAUGUCUUCCACCAUUCCUCCAGAGUUAUAUUCCCCACAGGAUGGUCCCCAACGAAUGUUGCAGAGUCCCCAUCAGCAGGUUCCUCCAAGUGAAUCUCCUCAGUACCCUCAUGGUGGGCCACUACACAUGGCUUCCAAUUCUGCUCAUCAGCAGAUGCCCCAAAACGGAUCUGUCCGCUGUCAACAGCCCGGGCCUGUCCAUGGAAUGCCACAGUCUGUUCCUCAGGGGUCACAACCUGGUGCUCAACACCCUGCCACUUUAACCUCACUGCCCCCCAGCCACCCUGUUUCCCAACCACUUGCUCAGCCCUGCCCUGCUGAACAUGGUGACCAGAGACCCAGUGAGCCUACCCGGGACCCCGAGGGAAGCUCCGGUGUUCCCAAUCCCAGUAUGAAGAAUGCACCUGCCAGUGCUGAUGGGCACUGCAAACAGCAGCCUUUUAGCCCAGAGUCACAAACCCAGCUAAACAGGCCGGAACAGGCACCACCGCACAGUCAGACACCAUCAAACCACCCUCAUGGUCCAGAGAGCAACUCUAUGGCUCAGUAUGGCAUGGCCAAUCCACAUUAUAGCAAAUACAUGGGCAGAGCAGUGCCCCCAUCUGGUCGUCUGCCUUACCCGAGCCAAGCACCACAGACUCAGUCUAUGAGCCCUCAUCACAAUCCUGCCCAUUACUCUCCAUAUCAGCAAGGUGCGGUGUAUCAGUACCACAUGGGACCACAGCAUCCUCAGGCCCAUCCCAGCAUGCACGCUUCAUACCAGCAGCAACAGCAGUACUAUCCCCAGCACCAGCAGAACAGCAGGCCUGGUUUCCCAGCAAGAGAAUGGCCUAGAACUCAGUACCAGCCUCAUCCCCCUAUGAUGCCCAGCGCUUACCUACCUUCUGCAGAUGCUGGCCUGAAUGGUCGGCAGAAGGAGAACACCAUGUCUCCUCUGGGUUCAGAUGGUUCUGGUGGGAAUGUUAUGUCUCCGAAUCUUCUCCCUGAUGGAUCCCAGGGCAGCUCCACUGAGAAUCGGGAGGGCGCCACCCCGGCAAAACAGGCCCGGACUGACGACAGCUCGGAUCUGCCUGAAAGCCCGAAAGAGAUACUGGAUCUAGACAGCCACAAUGCUGCAGCUCACUGCCGCACCUCUGCUCAGCCUCAACACAACUACCCCUAUGAUCCACAGGCCAUGCAUCCCCGCAUGCAGCAGGGUGGAGCUCACCCACCUUACGGUGUGCCAGGUGGACCAUACUCCAGGCCUCAACACCCAAGUGGACAUUUCGGUCCUCAUAAUCCUCACCCUCACUUGAUGGAGGCGCUGCAGAGGCCCCAGCACCUACCCUACACCCCGGGACAGACUAUGUACAGGCACCCACAUGCUGCAGGUCACUUUCAAGGCAUGAUGUUGCCUCAGAGAAGCAUGGUACCUGAACACUUAUUUCAUCCACGGCAACACCUGAUGAGUGCAGCAGCUCCCAGUGGUCCUAGCAGUAAGCAGGGAGUCUGAAAGGUGAAGGACAAAUCAAAUGGAGAAGGCUGAGCAGAGACCUGCGCCAUUUCCUCAGCUGAAGAAUCAGUUUUCUGAUGCUGGCCUACAGACAUGUCUGUGAAAAGACGCGUGUUGUUCUUGCCUUGUUUCUCUGGACUGCGUAGACAAGCUCUGUGGGCUUUCCACUCUGUUUAACGCUCAUCAGUACUGAAAUGUGGUCGGGACUGCAGCUUGCCGUCUCUGUAUAUACGCUCCCUAUGUUUGAGAGCUUCUGCACUUUGGUGGCGAGUACUGACCCUCUGACCUGGUAGGAAGUACAGCUGACAGGAUCCUCUGCAUGCACAGCUAAAAGGAAAGACAUCAGGAGGGUUGUGGAUUAACUCGGUGUUCCUUUCCAAAGUUAAACUCAGGUGUUGAAAAGAAGGAACUUGGAGGUAUCUCCAUUCCUCAUGGACACACUGGAAACUGUUGCCUUUUGCAUCAUCAUUGAAUGUCAUGUAUGUAUGUAUGUAUGUAUGUAUGUAUGAAUGAACGCUAAUAUAGAUUACAGCAUGUUGAGUGGAUCAGCUGUCUGUGCUCUCCACCUAUAACUCAUUCAGACUUUUCACUUAGUCCUGCAAUGUUACCUUGCGUUCACACUAGCAAGCGACAAAGAAACAGGCAAUCAUUCAUUCACUUCAUUUGUACUUUGGCAGCAAAUUGCAGUAGAUGGCAGCAAAUUUAUUGCGAAUUUUAUUUUUUUCUAAUUGUAUUCAAAUUAGGUGUGACUCAUUUAAAUCGUAAAGCAACAAAUCAAAACGAUUCGGCUCAAAUGAUUUCUAGGACCAGCCGUGCGGUCCGACGUUUCUACAGUUUCUUCUAAACUCACAACUUUAGUUCUUACGCGCAAUUUGUUUGACGCACAAAAAUGAAAGAAAAACUUCUAACCGUGAUUUCAUCGUGUCCUGUCAUGUAUGAUGUUUCGUAAAUCCGUAUAGAGACAAUACGAAGAAAAAUAACUCUCGGAAGUAGCAGGGAUUGUCGGUUCCCUUCGUGAGUAUACGUAGCUAGUACAGUUAGCUUGCUUUUCUAAUCCGCCAGCGAAGCUUGUGAUUGGUUACUGAGCAUGUAACAUUUAAAUCAAACUUUAAAUACGUUUUAAACAAAAGUGGUGUGUAUAAAUAAAAAAUGCUGGACAGUGCACGCCCAUAAGUGACAACAAUAGCCACACCCACAAGAGAUAAACUUGAAACGACAUGAGCAACUCGCCUGCUAGUGUGAACGUAGGGUUACGCAUCCUUCAACACUGCCUUGGCUCGUAGAAUGUGUUUGGACCCGGGGCGCUCCGCUGCUCCUCUUUUAUGCACUAGAGAUAGUCUUUAUUACUGGAAUUAGUGGCCUUGAACUUAGACGUGUGCUACUGUGUAUAUAACGCAACUCGAUGAGAUUUUCCCAUGCAUGCUAGUUUAUAUAUCAACACGGUGAACACAGAGAGGCAUUUAAGCUGUUCAAGGCUCCCACUUCUACUUUCUUCAUGUAUAUAUCAUUAUGAUUUGUCGUCUCUCUGAUUGUGAUUUUUAGCUGCUUGUGUCGGAAAGAGCAUCGAUCUUUACAACUGUGAAAGUAGCUCACUUUUUUGAGACAAUUCUUAGAUCAUUCGAAUCAGAAAAGGUUUUUAUACUUUGGUGCUUCCUCUUUCACACUAUUUGUCCUCAGGGUGUCGUGCUUUUAAUACGGGUAUAAGCGAAUUAAUUUUUCAAAGGGGAAGUGACAAAGUGGGACUGCGACUGGAACUGUGAUGAUUACUCGACCUCAGCUGAUGUGAAGACAGUGAUUUUUUUUUUUUUUAACUUGGUUUAUAUGAUCUUGACUUUAUUAAAUGUCUUUUUUUGAAGCCUUUUGUGUGGGUAAGAAACAAAAAGAACCUGAAAGCUGUGAUGAAUUUAUUUUUUUUUGUGAGAUUUUUUUUUUUCAGAGCAGAUUGGAAGGAUAAGUUGGCAUUCUAUUUUCAUUGAUUUUUGCUGGAUUUGAUGAAUGACAAUGACCUGUGUGUGUGUGUGUGUGUGUGUGUGUGUAUGCGUGUGUUAAUUACUCAGUCCCACUUUUUAUUAAUUUAGCUGUAGCAUUUAAAAUGGAUCUGUACCAGAUCUGUGCCAAUAUCCACACAUCUAUCUACCUCAUGAAGCUGGAGUCUGGCGAGCCACAUGCGUGCACACACAAUAAACAUAAACACACACAAUAUUUCUCAUGAUUGCAUUGUCAACACACACACACACACACACACACACACAUACACACUCACACACACACAGUUUCUCAUUCAUACACUGAAACAUUUCCUCUUUCGACUGCUAAACCUGUGACUAAAUCAGCCUUAACCUUUUUAACCAGACAGAAUCUGACAGCUUCAGGAGACUGUGCCAAGUUUUAACAUUAUUUUAACAUCAUACUUUCUGCAGCAAAUCUCAGCACAUUUUUAUUUAAUUUUUUCCCCGGUGUUUGAGUACACAAGUCCUUUCUUGUUGCAUACCGAUCACUGCAAGAGUUUUGUCAUCACAGUUUUGUUUUUUUUUUUAAAUAAAAGUAUGACCGAUUCGAGUCCUACAAAAGGCUUAUAUUAGCUAAAGCCAGCUGUAAUGGCGUUCAUGUUCAGCUGCACACUUUAGAGCCCUUUUGGCAUGAAGAGCGUCUGCCAGUGAUAUUUCAUUCAUAAAUAUUGUCAGUAGGCACAUGUGAAUAAAAAAUAGGAGCAGAAGAAAUCACUAGCUACAGGCUGACAUAAAGCCGACCUUGCUUUUUAUUAAAAAUAGAUAGAGAAUAUUUUAGCAGUAGAUGACGUGCUCUUUGACGUCUGCUCUCUGUUCUCUGGUAGUAGGACAAGAUCAUUUGUAUGGACUAUGAGGAUGUGAAUUUUUUUCUCUGUACAGAUUUUUUUUAAACUUGUGAGUUAGGGACUGAUCCACACCUACUGAUUCCUCAGCAUCUUUGCUGUCUGUCUUUCUGUCUACACUAGUGAAAUGAUUAGAUUUGGUUGAAUAUAAAUCAUAUUUAUUUGCUCUUUCACAUUUUGUACAUUGUUUUUGGGCUUGUUUUUAUAAAUGUCUUCUCUUUUUUCUUUGGCUAUCUUAUUUUUUAAACAGUUGUCGAUACCUCAGUAGCACAGUGGCAUCAGAACGACUUUUGUAUGUUUUAUUUUGAUGUGAAGUUUACAGGUUCUUAUUUUUGGAAAUGGACCGAAGUGUUUUCUAUACUCUGUACAUUUCUUAGAAUUAAAAAAAAAA
Pangasianodon hypophthalmus (striped catfish) is the source of this 8034-nucleotide messenger RNA. RefSeq names its product chromatin remodeling regulator CECR2. Gene Ontology annotation, molecular function: protein binding. The transcript has 19 exons. The record is from RefSeq and is a predicted model, not a curated record. The coding region runs from base 257 to 4792 and encodes 1511 amino acids. Lineage: Eukaryota; Metazoa; Chordata; Actinopteri; Siluriformes; Pangasiidae. Gene Ontology annotation, cellular component: CERF complex. Gene Ontology annotation, biological process: chromatin remodeling.